AUGACGGCGAUGGACUUGGAUGUUGAAAAAAAGGCCAUUUCAGCCGUGCGGCCGGCUGAAAGUCUGCCCUCGAAUCAUGACGAUCUCACUGUUGGUGAGAUCAGUGAACUCAACCCCCUGAAACGAAACCUGAAGAAUCGCCAUAUGCAGAUGAUUGCGGUUGGUGGCGCUAUUGGGGCUGGUCUAUUUGUUGGCACAGGGUCUGCCCUCAGAGACGGAGGGCCCGGCUCUUUACUUGUCUGCUACUUGAUCGUCGGGUUAAUGUUGCUUUUGACCGUUCAGGCUCUGGGCGAGUUAGCUGUUUUGUAUCCUGUCAAUGGUGCUUUCUUCACCUACUGUGUACGGUUCAUCAGUCCAGCAUGGGGCUUCGCAGUCGGUUGGGACUAUGCUAUCAGUUGGCUUAUCAUGCUUCCAUUUGAACUUACAGCUGCGAGUAUAACGAUCAAGUACUGGAGAGACGACUUGAAUGCUGGGAUAUUCAUCGCCGCCUUUCUCGUUAUCUUGAUUGCAAUCCAGUUCUUUGGUGUGAAGGGAUAUGGAGAGGUGGAAUUCGUUCUUGGAGUGAUCAAAGUUAUCGCAGUCAUCGGCUUCAUCAUACUCGCAAUUGUGAUUGACGUGGGCGGUGCUCCUCAUGGUGGGUAUGUUGGUGCAAAAUACUGGCACAACCCCGGGGCUUUUACCGACUUUAAAGGCUUUUGCUCUGUGUUCGUCACUGUGGCCUUUGCAUUCGGUGGUACUGAGAUGGCUGGUCUCGCUGCCGCGGAAGCAACCAACCCGGCAAAAUCUAUCCCUAAGGCCACAAAACAGGUCUUUUGGCGGAUCAUGAUCUUUUACGUUUUGGGGACUUUCAUGGUCGGCUUGAUUGUUCCCUCAAACGCAGAAUGGCUAAUGGGAGCCUCUGGAGCCAACACCAAGGCCUCGCCAUUUGUUGUUUCGAUACAGAACGCUGGAAUAUCAGGACUUCCUUCCGUCAUGAAUGCCAUAAUUACCAUUUCGGUCAUCAGUGUGGCCAACUCUGCGACAUAUGCAUCCAGUCGCACAAUUCAAGCCUUGGCUGCCCGAGGAAUGGCCCCGAAAUCCAUGGCUUACAUUGAUAAACAAGGAAGGCCCCUGUACUGCAUCCUGCUUCAAAUUGCCUUUGGAUUCUUGGCUUUCAUCAACGAAGCACCAUCCGGAAGCACUAUUUUCGACUGGCUUCUGGCUUUGUCAGGUAUUGGAGACUUCUUCAUUUGGGGUAGUAUCUGUCUUGCCCACAUUCGCUUCAGAUCCGCAUGGGCACACAAUGGGCAUACCGUCAAUGAACUCUCGUUCGCAGCUCCGAUGGGUGUAAUCGGAAGCUACAUUGGCUUGGGGCUUAAUGUUCUUUGCCUCAUUGCCGAGUUCUAUGUUGCCGUGGCCCCCAAAGAUGCGGAGAGCUUUUUCCAAAGCUACCUAGCUGCGCCUGUCAUUAUUGCACUCUUUAUUGGCUGGGUGGGUUACACAAAAUGGAACAAAGAUCCCAGCCUUGACCGUGGGGCCUGGUUCGUUCCAAUCGAAGAGAUGGAUGUCUUGAUGCAUAUCCGAGACGGUGCUUUAGACAUAGACCUUCCCCCGAAAGUCGAGUAUCCCACAUGGAAAGCUUGGAUUAAGGCUGCUCCAAUGCGGAUCCUGCGUUCGAUCUUCUGA
Molecule: messenger RNA, 1665 nt
Organism: Penicillium salamii
Lineage: Eukaryota; Fungi; Ascomycota; Eurotiomycetes; Eurotiales; Aspergillaceae
Source: the annotation of a GenBank genome assembly